Messenger RNA from Malurus melanocephalus (red-backed fairy wren), 807 nucleotides. It is a transcript of the gene BCDIN3D, whose product is annotated as BCDIN3 domain containing RNA methyltransferase. Gene Ontology annotation, molecular function: RNA methyltransferase activity; O-methyltransferase activity. The coding region runs from base 11 to 799 and encodes 262 amino acids. The transcript has 2 exons. The record is from RefSeq and is a predicted model, not a curated record. NCBI's taxonomy places the organism in Eukaryota, Metazoa, Chordata, Aves, Passeriformes, Maluridae. Gene Ontology annotation, biological process: negative regulation of pre-miRNA processing; miRNA metabolic process. Gene Ontology annotation, cellular component: cytoplasm.
CGUUAGCAAAAUGGCGGCGCCCAUGAGCGGGGAGAGCGGGGGCUCCGAGCCCGGCGCGGCUCCUUACGGGAACUUCCCGAAUUAUUCCCGGUUCCACCCGCCCGAGGGCCGCAUCAGCCUCCUGCCCCGAGGGCUCCUGCGCAGCCUCUUCCCCGCGGCCGCCCGCCCGCUCCUCGGGCUCGAUGUGGGCUGCAACUCCGGGGAGCUCAGYGUGGCUCUGUACCGRCACCUCCUGGGGCUCCAGGACAGCAAUUCCAGCCCGGAGCCACCAGGAGCCAGCAAGGAGCUGAACCUGCUGUGCUGCGACAUCGAUCCCGAGCUGAUCCGGAGGGCCCAGCAGAGCAGCCCCUUCCCCUCAUCCAUCUCCUUYGCCAGCCUGGACAUCAUGGACUCCAGCACCAGGGAACCCUUCCUGAACUCUUACCUACAGCGUUUCGGCCGCUCCUCCUUCGACAUCGGCUUCUGCAUGUCGGUGACCAUGUGGAUCCACCUGAACCACGGUGACAGGGGUUUGCUGGACUUCCUGGCCCUGCUGGCCUCCCUGUGCACCUUCCUGCUGGUGGAGCCUCAGCCCUGGAAGUGUUACCGGGCGGCUGCACGCCGGCUGCGCAGGCUGGGCCGCCGGGACUUCGAGCAUUUCCGCUCGCUGCGGAUCAACGGGGACAUGGCUGAGAGUGUCACCCGCAUCCUGACACAGGAAUGUGCCAUGGAGCUCGUCCGUUCUUUCGGCAGCACCAGCUGGGACAGGAGCUUGCUGCUCUUCAAAUCCACCGGUGCCCACCCCGAGGACUCCCGCUGAUGAGUGGC